Molecule: messenger RNA, 1998 nt
Organism: Micromonas commoda
Lineage: Eukaryota; Viridiplantae; Chlorophyta; Mamiellophyceae; Mamiellales; Mamiellaceae
Exons: 1
Coding region: 1-1998 (665 amino acids)
Source: RefSeq, a predicted model, not a curated record
AUGGCCCAACGAAUGCGCGCGGAUCGCGCGUCGGCGUCGCCCCGCGCGGGGUUCACGCUGAGGCUGUCGGAGGCGGAGCUUCGCAGCCGUCGUGCGCGGCGGGCUCGAUGGCGCGCGCCGCCGCUGAUGGCCUGCGUCGGGAUGGGCCGCGCGGGCGCGCCCUGGGGGUUCGGCGAAUCCGCGGCGGAGAUCAUCUCCGGGAUCGCCGCCGCGCCCGUCGUCGGCGUCGACGACCGCGGCGCGCGCGCCGCCGCGCCCGAAGCGGCCGCCGUCCCAUCCGACCCCACGACCGCCACCGCCGAUAAAUCGUCGCGUCCCACGCCCCGUCGCACGCGCCGACCGACGUACAACGGCCUUCGUCUGCUGCCGCUGUGGGAGGUGAAGCCCGGGGGCGAACCGCGGCAGUACUGCCUCGACCGCGGUAUCGUCCGCCUCCUGCUGCCCGAGGAGCAAGACGCGAUCAAGCAUCGCGAAGGGACGGCGGGCUCGGGUACCGACCCCCGACGGCGAGGGGGGCAUCACGGCAAGGUCAACGCGGCGGCGGUGCAGUUUCGGCGAAUGGAGCGCACGGCGGUGCGCGCGCGCAACUCGCUCUUUCCCGCGCGCGAGUCCGUCACCGAGGACUACUGGGAGUACGCCAAGUUUCGCUUCCUGCAGAGGAUGGCGAGCUCGUGCAUAACCGUCUUCGCCACGCAGCAGAUGUUGGCGGCCAUCGGCAUGGGCGCGAGUAGGCGGUUACCCGCGGCGGCGGCCAUCAACUGGGUGCUGAAGGACGGUCUGGGCCGACUCGGUAAGCUCGGCGUCGCCGCGAACUUUGGUCGGGAGUUCGAUUCCGACGUGAAGCGAUUUCGGUUCACGUCCUCCGUCGUGUACGACGCGUCGUCGCUCGUCGAGAUGAUCACGCCGUUUUUUCCCAAAAAGUUUCUGGCGCUGGCGACGCUCGCCAACAUAGGCAAGAGCGUGGGAAUAACCACCGCGAACGUGGUGAGGGCGCCCAUACAGAGAUCGUUCGUGUUGGAGGAGAACCUGGCGGAGGUGGCGGCCAAGACGAGCGCGCAGCAGGUGGUGGCCGAUAACCUCGGCCUCGCCGUCGCGGUUUUGGCCACCGGACUCACCGGAAAAGUCGUCAACGACAGGGCUCGGCUGAUCAUCCCGUUCGUCGCCUUCAUCCCGUUGGCGACGAUGGAUUUGUACUGCAUAUACCGCGAGCUCAAGGCUGUGCAGCUCACGACCAUCAACAAGGAGCGCGCGGAGAUCAUAUGCGAUCACUGGAUAAACGUCGGAACCGUGCCGGGCACAAAGUACGUGUCCGACGCGGAGCGUCUGUUCAUCCCGGCGAGGAUGGACGAGUCCACCCUGCCCCUUCGCGUCGCCGGUCUGCACGAGGCGUGCCCGACCCCAAACGCGCUCGCGAACGCGCUAUCUGUCGGGGUGGAUCGAUCGAUCGUCGAAGGCGAUCGAUCGAUGAUCGAAGGCGAUCGAUCGAUGAUCGAAGGCGAUCGAUCGAUGAUUGAAGGGACUUCACGAGGGCGUCCCUACGUGCUCACCUACGUUCCGGGUAAGUCCAAGGCGAACCCCGCGCUGCGCUUCGCGGAGGCGGUCGGCGAGCGAUGCGGCGUCGUCGCGAGGGGGAAGAAGGCUCGAGGCGUCAAGGGCACCGCGUACCUGUCCCUUCGUCAGGGCGCGACGAGCCGGGACGUGUUGCGGGGGAUGCUGCAGGUGGCGCACCUGCGGCACCUGCCGUUUCGGGCCGAUCUGGACGCGGACGCCGCGAGGCGGUGGGCGCUGGAGGAGAGCGCGUCACGGGCGGCGGCGGACGUCGACGCGUUCAUGGCGGAGCUGACACGCGCGGGGUGGCAACACCAGAAGGUGCUGCUGUCGAGCGCGGAGAGAGCGCCGUUCGCGGUGGAGGGCGGCGCCGAGGGGUGGGAGGAUCUCGCGGAGGCGCUCUCUCCGAGCGGGGGCGACGGGGAUGCGAAGCGGGGCGGGGAGGAUUGA